Molecule: messenger RNA, 1455 nt
Organism: Trichoplax adhaerens
Lineage: Eukaryota; Metazoa; Placozoa; Uniplacotomia; Trichoplacea; Trichoplacidae
Exons: 8
Coding region: 1-1455 (484 amino acids)
Biological process (GO): proteolysis
Cellular component (GO): cytoplasm
Molecular function (GO): calcium-dependent cysteine-type endopeptidase activity
Source: RefSeq, a predicted model, not a curated record
AUGUCUGCUCCAUCUCCGAUAACCCAGUAUAAAGAUCAAGAUUAUAAUGCGCUCAAGGCACAGUGCUUAGAAAGUGGGAAAUUAUUCGAAGAUCCAACAUUUCCUGCUAAUGAUUCCUCGUUAUAUUACGAUAAACGUGAAAGUCACGGAAUUGUUUGGCUGCGGCCUAAAGAGAUAACUGACGAUCCAAAACUUUACGUUGAUGGUGGAGACCGUCUCGACAUGCGUCAAGGUCGGCUAGGUGAUUGCUGGUUUGUUGCGUCGUUGUCGUCUUUGGCUACCGAAAAGAAUUUGCUAUACCGUGUUAUACCGAAUGAUCAGACCUUUGAUAAGGAUUAUGCAGGCAUUUUGCAUGUUCGAUUUUGGCGUAUGGGUCAGUGGGCUGAUAUAGUUAUUGAUGAUCGCCUUCCAUGUUUUGAGAAAUCGAAAAGGCCAUGUUACGUUCAUCCAAGUGAUAAACAUGAAUUUUGGGGUUGUUUCAUCGAGAAAGCUUAUGCAAAGGUUAAUAAUAGUUAUGAAGCUUUAGUAGGAGGCGUCAACUGGGAAGCUCUAGAAACUUUCACUGGCGGAAUUCAUGAAGACUAUCACAUGCCCAGUAUGCCCGCAGAUGGAUUUCAACGGAUUUUUAACGCACUGGCUCGUCAUUCUUUAUUAGGAUGCUUCGGGGUAACUCAGCUAAGAGUCAAGGGGCAUGUACUACCUAAUGGACUGGUUUGGGGCCAUGCCUAUAGCGUCGACAAGGCUGCGAAAAUCGAAGGCAAUGAUGAGGAAGUACCUUUAGUAAGGAUUCGAAAUCCUUGGGGUUGUGGAGAAUGGAAAGGAGCAUGGAGCGAUGGUUCAGCUGAGUGGGAUACCGUUAGCGAAGAGACGAAAAAAGCUAUAGGAAUGGCCGUCGCCAAUAAUGGUGAAUUUUGGAUGUCGUACGAAGAUUUCAUCUCCAAUUAUGUAACUUUAGAGAUCUGUAUGCUAAAGCCCGAUAUUGAAUAUAAGGAUGGAAACAAAAUGAAAUGGAAUUUUGUAGAAGUGGCAGGUGAGUGGAAAAAGGGCGUCAAUGCCGGUGGUUGCUGGAAUUUUCGCAAGACAUAUCACACUAAUCCACAAAUACGCUUUGAGAUUCCAGAGGAUGAUACCCCAGAAGGAACAUCAAUAUUCAUUGCAUUAAUGCAAAUGUUUACACGACCGUUUGCUGGAGAGCAUAAGAAAACUCAAUCGAUAUGUUUUACUAUCUACAGAGUGGAAGGCGAUCAAGUUGGUAAAAGGUUAGAUGAAAACUACCUUCUGCAUCAUCGAUUCAAUGCCAGGUGUAAAGCUUUCGGUAGAUCUGCGGAGAUUUCGAACCGAUUUACUUUCAAGAAAGGGCAUUAUGUCGUUAUUCCAGUAACCUACAAACCUGAUGAAGAGACUAAGUUUUGCUUACGAAUUUUUACAGAAAAACCUAUCAAUGUUACAAAGUAA